Messenger RNA from Phoenix dactylifera (date palm), 1274 nucleotides. RefSeq names its product ras-related protein RIC2-like. Lineage: Eukaryota; Viridiplantae; Streptophyta; Magnoliopsida; Arecales; Arecaceae. The record is from RefSeq and is a predicted model, not a curated record. Gene Ontology annotation, molecular function: GTPase activity; GTP binding.
GCUUCCGGCAUUUGAUAUAUCUACAUGCUUCGGGAUCAAGACUGUUCCCUCUUUAGCUGCCUAAUAACGCGCUUUCGCUUUCGUAAUCUGCCGCAAGUUUGUCAUCGCUAAUCACCGGUCAGACCGAACCGACUGAAAAACGACACCAACCACUCCAGAUGUCCCUAAAACCUCCAAAACCCUCCCAAAUCUCUCCCCGGUUAUAACCGUAGUUCCUCCCCCUUCCUUCCAAACCUUGCCUUCAAAAACCUCUUCCAUCCAUAGAAUCCCCGAAGAAGGAGAGCGUUCUGACGCACCUCGGCACGGACGCGCAGCGCCGAGAGAUCAGAAAACGCAGCCUUUUUUUUGUUUGUUUUCUUUUCGUCUCCUCGGUAGCGUUUUCUCGCGGAUAAGUUUCGGUCGCUCUUGUUGAAGGAGAUGGCGGGGGCGUACAGGGCGGAGGAUGACUACGAUUACCUCUUCAAGGUGGUGCUGAUCGGGGACUCCGGCGUGGGGAAGUCCAAUUUGCUGUCGAGGUUUACGAGAAACGAGUUCAGCCUCCAGUCCAAGUCGACCAUCGGGGUGGAGUUCGCCACCAGGAGCUUGACCGUGGACAGCAAGGUUAUCAAGGCCCAGAUUUGGGACACUGCCGGCCAGGAGAGGUACCGUGCCAUCACCAGUGCUUACUAUCGAGGAGCUGUAGGUGCGCUGCUCGUCUAUGAUGUUACUCGGCAUGCUACAUUUCAGAACGUUGAUCGUUGGCUGAAGGAGUUGAGGGACCACACAGAUCCCAGCGUGGUUGUCAUGCUCAUUGGUAACAAGUCCGACCUCCGCCACCUUGUUGCUGUUUCAACCGAAGAUGGAAACGCUUGUGCUGAGAGGGAAUCACUCCAUUUCAUGGAGACAUCAGCACUAGAAUCUACAAAUGUGGAUAAUGCUUUUGCUGAGGUUCUGACUCAGAUUUAUCAAAUUGUGAUCAAGAAAACCCUUGAGGCAGGCGAUGAUGCAGCAUCUGCUGUCCCCAUUAAUGGAGAGAGAAUAUAUGUGAAAGCUGAUGAUUCAUCAUUGAAGAGAUCUGGCUGCUGCUCGGGUUAGGCAAAGGUGAUACUGUGCAAUGUUUAGUUUCUUUAUUUUGUGCAUGUUAUGAUGCAUCUCAUGCAACUUCUUUCAUAGUGGAUUUUGGACCACCAUUUUGUGGGACCCAUGUGCUUGAAAUUGAAUACAUCAAGAUUUGUUACAUUUAAUACUCGGAUUCUUAAAUCAUCAGUAAUAUAUUUCAAGAUUCCACUGCCGCA